Kickxella alabastrina is the source of this 2697-nucleotide messenger RNA. RefSeq lists its product as uncharacterized. The coding region runs from base 93 to 2477 and encodes 794 amino acids. The transcript has 6 exons. The record is from RefSeq and is a predicted model, not a curated record. NCBI's taxonomy places the organism in Eukaryota, Fungi, Kickxellomycota, Kickxellomycetes, Kickxellales, Kickxellaceae.
CGCCGCUGCUCCGCGGAUCGGCCCGGUUUGCAGCUCCGGCGCACAGCCGCACGGCGUCGCUCACGCUGCGCGGCUCGCGGUCGCUGGCCACCAUGCCCGAGCCGGACGCGCCUAGCGACGAGCCCGCGUCCAGCGACGACGACUUUGGCACAGCGGCCCAGUCGCUGCGGCGACGCGAGCGCGAGCGCGAGCGCGAGAUGCAGCGGCUGUCGCGGCAGAUCCGAAAGUACCACGCGCAGCUGCUGUUUGUGCGCGGCGAGAUGGCGCGCACCGAGCGCAGCGGGCUGCUGAAGGUGCCGGCGGACGGGUCCGGAUCUGGGUCCGGGUCUGGAUCUGGCGCUGGCGCUGCCGUCAGCCUCGUCGGCAGCGUGUCGGCCGCCGUGCUAGUGGCCACCACGGCGCUGUGCUGGCUGCUGGUGGUGGUGCAGGUUGGCCGUGGCGCGCUGAGCGCCAUAUUCGUCGGCGCGCCCGACCUGACGCACGCCUUUGAGUACUUCCAGGCGCGCGAGGAGGGCGCGGCCGCCGAGAUGCCACUGGAGACCGCGCCGCCGCUCGUGCCGCACAUGCUGGCCACGGCGUGCCAGCUGCUGUCGGCCGCGCUGCUGUUUGUCGUCGUCAUGUUCGGGCUGCUGUCGAUGGGCGCGUCGGUCGAGGACUCGGUGCACCCGCUGCGCUUCCUCGCGUCGUCGUAUGCCGCCGUGCUGCUGCGCGCGCGCCAGUGGGACUGCCUGCCGCGCCUGCUGCUGCACCCCACCGUGCUGGCUGCCAUCGACCCAUCCCCGCACGUGUCGCGGCUGUUCUUCUCGUCGGGCGCUGACCUCGCCAGCUUCUACCGCCACCUGCAGCGCCAGGCAGCAGCGUCGCCGGCUGCCCACACGCUGCUGCUGCCCGGCGGCAUCCAGCCUGAGCGCGCGCUGAAGGCACGCAUGUGGGGCCGCCGCGUCUUCCUGCUUCUUGACCGCCACGCGCGCCCCGUGUCUCCGACGCUGCUGCUAGCGUACGUGUGGAUCGUCUGCAGCCUGGCCAUGACGUGGCCCAGCGUCCUGCGCACCGCUGGGCUCAUCUCCGAGCGCGCGUACGUGCUUCCAGUUGCAUCGCUUGUCGAGCCGCUGUGGGCCGCGCCUAGCCUCGAGCCGAUGCUGGACCUCGGCCGCCGCGAGCUUGAUAUGGAGCCAAUUGUCGUCCAGCCGCUGGAUCUCGACGUCCACCCCCAGAUUCAAAUCCAGCAGCAGCUGUUGGCACAGCCGGCCGCCAGCAUGUGCGCUGCGAGUCACUUCAAGAGCGAGGUGGCAGCCACGCCUGCGUCUUCCUCCCGACUCGCUGCCGCGCCUCUUGUACGCGUGGCGCUGCGGCUGGCGCGCCGUGUGUCGUCGCACGCGCACAUCUCGCUGGGGUAUGCCGUGUGGUGGCUGUGGCCGGACCUCAUUGUGCCCGUUUCGCCUGCCACUGUUGAUCUGCAGCUGGGCUACACGCCCCAUGCGCCGGCUCUGCCCGUGUCGCUGUCCACGUUUGCCCUGUCGCCUGCGUACUCUGAGUGGUACGCCAUGCUCCGCCGCCUGGAGCUGCAAACACAUCUGAACCAGAGCCAGACCAUAAGAUUGCCUGGUGAUGCUCAGGCACAGCGCUCCAAGCGCUGGCUCACAUCGCUGCUCGAGACCAUCAUGCAUGGCGCCCGCUCCGUUGCGGCAUUCUUCUACUCUGUCGCCGCCGCUCUCCUGAAUCGCAUAUGGAUGCUGGCUGGGCGCGCAGCCCAUGCUGCUGUCCACACUGCCCUGCGCCCGAUCUGGCGCCACGCCUCACUUGCUGCCACUGGUCUGUCCAGCAGCGUGGCGUACGUUGUCUCGCGCGCCAUCCCUCUGGUCAUCGGCUUUGGUCAGCAACAGCAGUCGCAGCAACAGUCGCAGCAAUUGGCAAAGUCCAACAUGUUGCUGGUGCUGGAGAACGGCAUUUACAGCAUGGUUCCGUCGAUAUUCGUCCCUGGAUUUUGGGAGGCCGCCACUGCCCAGCACUCUCCGGCCCUUCAGCGCUUGCGCCCUGAGCUAUGGCCGCAUCUGUUUGAGUGCACUGAUUCUGCUGCUGCUGGUGCUUGCAUCAAGGAUGCCGCGGAACUAUUGCCAUCCGAACGCACAGUCGACACUGCUCAUUCUGGCAUUGGCAGCAAACUGACCCUUGUUCCCUUGCAAAGGCGACCUGUCUCGGUGCCGCAGCAUGCUGACCAUCUCCUUGCAUCUAUUUCGAAACCUGAUUCGGACACUGCAUUAUCGUUACCAUUGGUACCGUCAUCUUCCAAGAGCGACAGGUCCAUUGACCACUCACAGUCUGACUCCGAGGCUGCUGCUUCAGCUAUCAUUGCUGGUGGCCAAGACCAUGCCGUCAAUGUCCGCCCUGUGCGCAAGAUCUGGUCAACGCUGGACUGGGUGCUGGCCGUCUACAGAGUUGUUUUGGGCCUGCUUGCCUGCGUCUUCUUUGCCUUUUGAUUUCGCUACUGCCUUCAUCCAUGCCAGUCACCAUCCUCUCCCCCUAAUGAUGAUGACGAUACAACACCAUCGCCCUCCAUCACCAGCUUAUAUUUGCGGCAUUUAUAUUUGAAUGCCGCGUGCGCCCUUUCUACUUUUUUCUUUCUUUUUUCCUUCGUGUUUUGGUGUGUCCGACAGUUAAUGCUCUUUUUCUAUUUCUUUUCUUUUUGAGCUUUAUCAU